Molecule: messenger RNA, 1161 nt
Organism: Aspergillus heteromorphus CBS 117.55
Lineage: Eukaryota; Fungi; Ascomycota; Eurotiomycetes; Eurotiales; Aspergillaceae
Product: SDR family oxidoreductase
Exons: 5
Coding region: 1-1161 (386 amino acids)
Source: RefSeq, a predicted model, not a curated record
AUGGGCUUGCAACAAUCGAAAGUCGCUUUCGUGACGGGCGCCAAUGGCGUCAGUGGGUAUGCUAUCGUCGAACAUCUGAUUCGGCAGCCCAAGGAAGAAUGGUCUAAGAUCAUCGUCUCGUCGCGAAGACCGCCUCCGACGCCGUGGAUUGACCCCCGGGUUGAGUUCGUGGCGGUGGAUUUCCUGAAUCCAGUCGAGAAGAUCGUUGUGCGAUUGACCAAGAUCUGUGCGGCUGUAACGCACGCGUUCUUCACGUCCUAUGUGCAUUAUAAUGAUUUCAAAAUCCUCCGGGAUCGGAACGUGCCGCUGUUCAGGAACUUCUUGGACACGGUGGAUGCCGUAUGUCCCGCGUUGCAGCGGGUGAGUUUGCAGACGGGUGGGAAGUACUAUGGAGUCCAUCUCGGACCAGUCAAAGUGCCUUUGGAAGAGAAUUUCCCGCGUUAUGACGAUCAGGGAUACAACUUCUAUUACGCCCAAGAGGAUUACCUGCGGGAGGUUCAGAAACGGCGGAACUCCUGGUCAUAUAACGUGAUUCGCCCGAAUGCCAUCAAUGGGUUUGCGCCUCAUGCGAACGGUAUGUCCGAGGCAUUGACAAUCGCCAUCUACAUGCUGAUCUGCCGGGAACUCAAUGAGCCGGCAAACUUCCCGGGAAAUGAGUAUUUCUGGAACUCGAUCGACGACAACUCCUACUCGCCAAGUCUGGCCGAUCUCACCGUGUGGGCUUCGUCGCAGGACCACUGUCGAGACGAAGCGUUCAACCAUGUCAAUGGAGAUGUCUUUGUGUGGAAGUACUUGUGGCAAGACGUGGCGGAGUAUUUUGGCGUAGACGCUCCCGAGCCCACGUUUAAGAAAGCCGCCGGGCAGGCUAAAACACUGAGCAAUGAGAUCGAUAUGAUUGAAUGGGCCAAGGACAAGCGUGGGGUGUGGGAGGCCGUUGUCCAGAAGUAUGGAGGCAAAGUCGAGACUUUUGACUGGGGGACGUGGGGCUUCUUCAACUGGGCGACCGGUAAGUCCUGGUUGACAAUAUCGUCGAUCAACAAGGCGAGGAAGUUUGGCUGGAACCGGCACGACAAGACCUUGGAGACCUGGAUUGAAACGUAUCGGUCGUUUGAGAAUGCGGGUGUUAUUCCCUCUCAUGCGGCCUUGACAUGGGGAAAUUAG